AGGAAGGGAUUAAAGUCAAAGUGAAAGCAGUUCCAGCUCACAGCGAGAAGAAAUCCUUAUUUUCACAUUAAUUUCUGAAAUUCACUGCCGGAUUUUCACCGACUCUGAAAUAUAAACACAGACAAUUCUCACUCCCUGAAAAGAGGCGAGUAAAAUAAAGGUUCAAAACACAGGAGGAAGAAAGUGGCUGAAUCUUCAUCAACAAAAGACAGAAAAAGGAGCAGCAUGGAUCACCCACCUUUCUUUUCUGAUGACUCCAGCAGUCUCCUGUCUGAAGAGAAGCUGCUGUGUUCGACCUGUCUGAACGUGUUCACUGAUCCACUCACCACUCCAUGUGGACACAGCUUCUGUAAGAGCUGCCUUACACAGUGCUGGGAGAAGAGUCAACACUGUUACUGUCCAUUAUGUAAAGAGAAAUUCACCAAGAAACCUGAACUGAAGAUUAAUACAACACUGAGAGAGGUUGCAGAUCUCUUCAAGAAGAAACAUAGUCCUGAUAAACCUGAGGUUCUUUGUGAUGCCUGCACUGGAGAGAAGCUGAAGGCUCUGAAAUCCUGUCUGGAUUGUCAUGCAACUUUCUGUAAAACUCAUUUAGAGCCUCAUAAUCUUGUUUCAAGCUUUCAGAAACACAAACUAAUAAACCCUGUGGAGAACCUGGAGGACUACAUGUGCCAGAAACAUGACAGACCGCUGGAGCUGUUCUGUAGAGAUGAUCAGACAUGUGUGUGUCAGUUCUGCACUGAAGGAGACCACAAGAAUCACAACACUGUUCCUAUAGAGGAGGAGAGCGGAGAGAGGAAGACUCAGCUGGGAAAAACACAGACAGAUGUGCAGCAGAUGAUUCAGGACCGACUGAAGAAGAUCCAAGAGAUCAAACACUCAGUUGAGCUCAGCAAAACAAACACAAAGAAAGAGAAAGCAGACAGUGUUGAAGUCUUCACUGCUCUGAUUCGCUCCAUUGAGAGAAGUCAGGCUGAGCUGCUCGAGGUGAUGGAGGAGAAGCAGAAAGCAGCAGAGAGGCAGGCUGAAGGACUCAUUAAAGAGCUGGAGCAGGAAAUCAUUGUGCUAAAGAGGAGAGACACUGAGCUGGAGCAGCUCUCACACACUGAGGAGCAUCUCCACCUCCUACAGAUUUACUCCUCCAUGUGCAGCCCUCCACACACCAAGAACUGGACUGAGAUCAGUAUUAACACUGAUCUGAGUGGGGACACUGUGAGGACAGCUCUGUCUCAGCUUCAGCAGACUCUGAAUGAGAAACUCACUAAAACACCCAAUGACAAGUUAAAGGAAGCAGUUUCCAUAGAACUGAAGAGGAUUCAGCAGUAUGCAGUGGAUGUAACUCUGGAUCCUGAUACAGCUCAUCCCAAUCUCAUCCUGUCUGCUGAUGGAAACCAAGUGACACAUGGAGACAAACGACAGAAUCUCUCUGAUACACCACAGAGGUUUGAUCCGUGUGUUAUGGUUCUGGGAAAGGAGAGUUUCUCCUCAGGGAGAUUUUAUUAUGAGGUGCAGGUCAGAGGGAAAACUGAGUGGGAUUUAGGACUUGUGAGAGAGAACAUUAAUAGGAAGGGGAAGAUUUCAGCAACUCCUGAGAAUGGAUUGUGGACUGUGAUACUGAGGAAUGAGAAUCAGUACUGGGCUCGUGCUGAUCUCCCUGUCCUCCUCACACUGAAAGAGAAGGUGGAGACGGUGGGGGUGUUUGUGGAUUAUGAUGAGGGUCUGGUCUCCUUUUAUGAUGUGAAGUCCCAAUCUCAUAUCUACUCUUUCACUGGUCAGUCUUUCACUGAGAAACUCUAUCCAUUCUUCAGUCCUUAUUUAAAUGAUGGAGGUAAAAAUUCAGCCCCACUGAUCAUCUCUCCUGUAUGAAAGACCGAAUGAAUUUUCAUUUCACAAAUUUAAUCAUCUAUUAAAUGGUGAGAAUAAACAGAAAUAUUUUACUUUUUCUGGUUAAUUUUAGAAAUACAUAUUCCCCUUUAAAAUGCUGUACAGUUUAUUUUAAUAUCUGGGUUUAGUUUUUUGCAGAAACGAAUAAUUUUACUCCUACUGUCUGUUUUUACACAUUUUGAUUGUUGAACUUUGUCAUUAAAAAUCAAAGAUUAAUAAAGAUUAUUUACAAUUCAAACUGAGUUGUACUGCAGAAUGCAAUCUGAUCAGUAAAAUGUAUUCAGUUCAGCUGCUGAUGUCUGUGUACAACCCCGAUUCCAAAAAAGUUGGGACAAAGUACAAAUUGUAAAUAAAAACGGAAUGCAAUAAUUUUACAAAUCUCAAAAACUGAUAUUGUAUUCACAAUAGAACAUAGACAACAUAUCAAAUGUCGAAAGUGAGACAUUUUGAAAUUUCAUGCCAAAUAUUGGCUCAUUUGAAAUUUCAUGACAGCAACACAUCUCAAAAAAGUUGGGACAGGCUCAAUAAGAGGCUGGAAAAGUUAAAGGUACAAAAAAGGAACAGCUGGAGGACCAAAUUACAACUCAUUAUGUCAAUUGGCAAUAGGUCAUUAAUAUGACCGGGUAUAAAAAGAGCAUCUUGGAGUGGCAGCGGCUCUCAGAAGUAAAGACGGGAAGAGGAUCACCAAUCCCCCUAAUUCUGUGCCGACAAAUAGUGGAGCAAUAUCAGAAAGGAGUUUGACAGUGUAAAAUUGCAAAGAGCUUGAACAUAUCAUCAUCUACAGUGCAUAAUAUCAUCAAAAGAUUCAGAGAAUCUGGAAGAAUCUCUGUGCGUAAGGGUCAAGGCUGGAAAACCAUACUGGGUGCCCAUGAUCUUCGGGCCCUUAGAUGGCACUGCAUCACAUACAGGCAUGCUUCUGUAUUGGAAAUCACAAAAUGGGCUCAGGAAUAUUUCCAGAGAACAUUAUCUGUGAACACAAUUCACCGUGCCAUCCGGUGUUGCCAGCUAAAACUCUAUCGUUCAAAGAAGAAGCUGUAUCUAAACAUGAUCCAGAAGCACAGACGUCUUCUCUGGGCCAAGGCUCAUUUAAAAUGGACUGUGGCAAAGUGGAAAACUGUUCUGUGGUCAGACGAAUCAAAAUUUGAAGUUCUUUAUGGAAAUCAGGGACGCCGUGUCAUUCAGACUAAAGAGGAGAAGGAUGACCCAAGUUGUUAUCAGCACUCAGUUCAGAAGCCUGCAUCUCUGAUGGUAUGGGGUUGCAUUAGUGUGUGUGGCAUGGGCAGCUUACACAUCUGGAAAGACACCAUCAAUGCUGAAAGGUACAUCCAGGUUCUAGAGCAACAUAUGCUCCCAUCCAGACGACGUCUCUUUCAGGGAAGACCUUGCAUUUUCCAACAUGACAAUGCCAAACCACAUACUGCAUCAAUUACAGCAUCAUGGCUGCGUAGAAGAAGGGUCCGGGAACUGAACUGGCCAGCCUGCAGUCCAGAUCUUUCACCCAUAGAAAACAUUUGGCGCAUCAUAAAACUGAAGAUACGACAAAAAAGACCUAAGACAGUUGAGCAACUAGAAUCCUACAUUAGACAAGAAUGGGUUAACAUUCCUAUCCCUAAACUUGAGCAACUUGUCUCCUCAGUCCCCAGAUGUUUACAAACUGUUGUAAAGAGAAAAGGGGAUGUCUCACAGUGGUAAACAUGGCCUUGUCCCAACUUUUUUGAGAUGUGUUGUUGUCAUGAAAUUUAAAAAUUACCUAAUUUUUCUCUUUAAAUUAUACAUUUUCUCAGUUUAAACAUUUGAUAUGUCAUCUAUGUUCUAU
Neoarius graeffei (lesser salmon catfish) is the source of this 3700-nucleotide messenger RNA. RefSeq names its product zinc-binding protein A33-like. Gene Ontology annotation, molecular function: zinc ion binding; protein binding. Lineage: Eukaryota; Metazoa; Chordata; Actinopteri; Siluriformes; Ariidae. The record is from RefSeq and is a predicted model, not a curated record. The coding region runs from base 226 to 1866 and encodes 546 amino acids. The transcript is spliced from 8 exons.